Messenger RNA from Lachancea sp. 'fantastica', 3444 nucleotides. NCBI's taxonomy places the organism in Eukaryota, Fungi, Ascomycota, Saccharomycetes, Saccharomycetales, Saccharomycetaceae. The record is from the annotation of a GenBank genome assembly.
AUGGUCCAAGUUUUGUCCCUUCUUCUGUGUGCGCUGUUAGCGGUAUUAUCGCGGUUGGCCGUCACCAAGUUGAUUACCAAAAAAAGUUUGAGCAAGAUCAUUCUUUUGUUCUUGCUUCUCGUGAUUUCGAGAGUUCCUGUUAUAAGAGCCAGUGUGCCAUAUUUGGGGCCAUUUGCUUUUCUGUACUUAGUCGUAGAUGGUUCAGUACAUUCCCAUGAAUUUGCCCUUAAAUCAGAACCCACUCUUCGACAAUUGCCCACUUAUGGGGUUGAGGAAAAAGAGGGAUAUGCGAAAUCUUCUCACCCAACCAUUGCUACAAGACCCAUUAUACCGGACCAGCUAGAACUUUCCGCUGAGAUAGAGCGAAUUAUAGACUACAUCAUUCGUGAUUUUGUAACUGUUUGGUACAAAUCAAUCGACAAUAGGCCUAACGACGCGCCAUUUGUUUCAGAGCUGAGAUGCGUUAUGGACAAUAUUAUCAGAAAUCUGCGUGAUGCUCUGUCAAAUGUAGACUUUUCUGAGUUACUGAUUUUGAAGAUGCUUCCUGUGUUGACUAGACAUUUCAAGGCAUUCAGGGCUGCUCAUAAGACGGUAUCUGGCCAAAAAAUUUCGAAAAAUGACAUGGGUACCGGUGACCAAAAUUUCACCACAGCGGUGGAGUUUGGCCGGGAUUACAAAAUUCACAAAUCAAUAUCGCUCGGUCUCGACGAUCUGCCCGUGUGCCUGGAAAAAUACUCUAGGGUGAAAGCAGACUUCUUGCUUCAGAGACUGGUGAACCAGAGAGAGCUGUCGUCGAGGUUCGUAAAGAUUUUGGGACGAGAAAUUCUUUGCUGCAACCUAUUGAGUCCUUUAUUGCAAAAGAUCACAGAGCCUCACUUUUUGAAUGAUUUUCUCAUUGCGACUGCGGAUUCUCUAUUGGAAGAAAGAAUCCGUGUCAAAGAGAUCAGGGCAGCGUUGUCGUCUCAGUUGAGCGAAACUCAACAAGUCCCACACCUCGCAUCGGAUGAAACUGCAGCUCUUAGCGAAAUUGUGAUAAACAUCGAAGCUGAUCCCAAGGUAUACGAAGAUCUGCUUAAGGGGAUAAGCUGCGCCAAGAGUGAGGAGGCUCUGAAGGCGGUAAAGAUAUUACUCAUGUGCCAAGUGAUUAAGCUGAAAAAGACUGAUGUUUUGAGUAAAAAUAGCUCACCCUCGCUCAACAGGCUCAGUUUAGCCUUGAACUUGGUUGAAAGCCGGCUCAAAUAUUUUUCAACCAAUAUGUUCGAACCGCCUUCUUCUCAUGCAGGCUUCAAGUCGGAAGAGUUUGUGGCCUUUAGGAAGUAUGUCGAGUCUUUGUCUACCGCUGAUGUCAUUAGAGAUAAAACCUGCCUCCGCUACUUUCUAGAGUAUUUGAAAAUGCACGAUACGAAAGGACAUCGCUGUUUGAAAUUUUGGCUUAAAGUGGAGGAGUUCAAGAAUCCCUUAGAGGACCCAAGCAACGGAGAACUCGCAGUCAUCUCAGAGGAAGGAUUUGAUGAUCUCAUCAAGAUAGCCACGGAUUUCUUCUCGGGCAGAAAUCUCUAUAUCAUGCAAUCGCUGAGUGAACAAUGUACAGCGGACGUAGUUUCGUUAUUGUCAGCCCUGAAACAAGGGGGAAGACCUGCUGCUAGCGAGCACCAUCAAGCGGCACGAAGAAGUUUUCUGCGACUACAAUCAUUGGCCUACGAAUUCUUAGGGCUUUCGUGUUUCCCCGCUUUUAAACAAUCAAAGGACUUUUUGCGUAUGAUUUCCGUAUCGGGGGUUGAAGCCUCCAGGGCUUUCGAAAAACCUGCAAUUGAGCCAGAAGCCAACCCCGAAUAUAUUUCACGGACGUCAGUGGGUGUAAUUGCAGACAAUAAUUUACAAGACCGGGAGUGUUUGGAUGUAGAAAACUCACCUGUUGAAGGUUUAGCCAUCAUAGACAAAGCAAGAAACCGCACGCCAUAUUCGGGUCUGUUUGGUAGUCGCGAAGAAAGUAGUCUAUUUGAAAACAAGAUUUUUGAAGAAGAUUAUUCGGAUGGUGACGCUAAAAACUCAAGUGACGAGGAGUCUUCUGAACCGUCAUACUUGGCCGAUAGCCUGGAAAGGCACAAAGCAACUUGGGGUGAGGAAUCUGAUCCUGAUCUAGCUGUCAAAAAUCUUAAUCAGUCAACAUUGAAAAAUACUAUUGCGGAGCUAACCAUUUCGAUCGAUCGCUUGAAAAAGCAAUUGUCGUUGUUGAACCACCUUGGAUUGAAAGCCGAUCUUACAGAUGACGUGCCGGAACUCAAGCUGCUCAAAAAGUCUGAAAAAGCUGUUAAUCGAGAGGUUCUCCAGCAAGAAUUACUGAGACAACAGCUUUUAGUUCAAGAGGACGCCAACAGCUUAUAUGAAAAAUGUCAAACUUCUAUCAAAACCUAUUUGAGUGAUAUUUCCCCUAACAGUGGAAGAGAAGUUGUGUUUUACGUUGUCAGUGUGACUCAUGUCAGCAAUGAGAUUGUGACCUCCUGGGAUGUACCACGGAGGUACAGCGAGUUUUAUGAGUUGAACGCUUACCUCAAAGAACGAUACGGUGGAACCAUCAAAUAUUUUCAAAGAAGAGAUUACUUUCCCGAGAAAGUAAAAAUGUCUUUGGUGUAUCACGUAUCCAAAAACCUUUUGUAUAAAGAGCGGACUGUGAAACUUGAAAGAUUUUUGAGAUGUCUCUUAAAGAUGCCUGAAAUUUGUCAGGAUACUUACUUCAGGAAGUUCUUGACCGAUACAAACACAGUUUUCACCAUAAAGCGCAGGGCGCCCAAUGAAAGCCGAAUCAAACUGCUUUCACGAGUGGAUUCCGUGUCAUCCAAGCUGUUUGAACCAGUGCCUAACGUGCCUCAACCUCGCGGAAAAGCUGAGCCCGAACAAGAAGCGAAAAUAGAUCCAUCGCAAUUACAACGUACCGAGGAUGUAAACUUCGAAAAGGAUGAUUCAAAAAAGCGUUCUUUUAUCAGACCACUAUGUGAGUUUCUCGCAACGGUAUUUUCUCUCAAAGACUCGCGAUCGAGCUGGCUAAGAGGCCGAGCCCUGCUUGUCGUUAUACAACAGCUGCUUGGAAGCACCAUCGAAAAGUACAUCAGGGAUUCGAUAGACGCAAUGACAAACCCCAAAAGUACUGCUAUGACUGCAAAAAAGAUUCGGCUAAAGCUUUGGGUAGAUGGCGUUUUUUUCAAGAAGUUGGAAGCUGCGGGGUCAGCAAGCAAAAAGGAAGACGCUUCCCGAACAAGCAUACAGGCUAAGAAUAAGAUACAAAGCCUAAUGGCAGAGACAUGUGGCCGCGUAUUUGGAGUGAGAAAAUCGAGAGAAACUGCUAGCGACAUACAUUUAAUGCUUCAGAACGAAUAUUUGAAUGCCAGUUUGCUCCUCGAACUAGUUGACAUUUUGCUAGCGGAGCUUUUUCCUGGCGUAACGUGA